Molecule: messenger RNA, 3029 nt
Organism: Drosophila nasuta
Lineage: Eukaryota; Metazoa; Arthropoda; Insecta; Diptera; Drosophilidae
Product: zinc finger protein 605
Exons: 6
Coding region: 101-2965 (954 amino acids)
Biological process (GO): regulation of gene expression
Cellular component (GO): nucleus
Molecular function (GO): zinc ion binding
Source: RefSeq, a predicted model, not a curated record
UUUUUAAAAGCUCUAGUCGAAGUAGAGUCUCUAUUAUUUUUUUCGGUAAAUAAGAUUUUCAAAUAAAAUUUGAUUUUCAACAAUUAAAUCGAAUUAAAUAAUGACGAGAACAUGCCGAAUAUGCGGCGGGGCAGAUGGACGCUAUUGGAUUGAGACGCCAGUGAAUAAGUACGCUGAAAAAACAUUCAAUCAACUGUUAUUGGAAUUAACAAGACUUGAGGUCGCCUUGAAUCAUGUUGACAAGCUUCCGCCCUGGCUGUGUCGUGUUUGUGCAAAAAACCUGGAAAAUGCCUAUGAUUUCGUACUACAAGCACGCGAAUCCCACGAACUGUGGAUAAAGAAGCUGUCAACCGAUGACACGGAGAAGGGAACUUUUGAAUGUCUGCGUGAGACUCCAAUACAAUUGCUGGACAUUGAAGGCGUGAUAAUUAAAAUGGAAGAACCCGCCGACCCUGCAAACACACCUCAAUCAGAUCCCAACAUUUCUGUUGACCCGCUAAUUAAGAAGAGUAUUGUGGACGAUGAAAGCGAAGAUGAUGAUGACGAUGUGCCAUUGAAACAGCGUAAAGUGAAUCAAGCUAAGUUGCCCAUAAACCGCAAAUGCAAUAUAUGCGGAAAAGCCUUUAAGUACGCGACAAAUCUCUUUAAACAUAAACAGCGGGACCACGCGAGUGAUUAUCAGGACAAGUUAAUAACGAAAUCAAAGGGAGAAAAUCAUUCACAGCAAUUCCUACACAAUGUAUCAAAAAGACCUGCGGUAUCUCGAAGUAGUGCCAAUUCAGACUUUGACAAUGACGAUGAUAACUACUACAAAUGUGAUCAAUGCGAUAAAUCCUACAAGUACAUUAUGCUGCUCAUUAAGCACAAACACAAGGUACAUGGCGUCAACCAGUUACCAGCGGUACCUAUGCCAAUUUCAGGACCCAAAUCCAGUUCUGAAGAAUCAACCAAAACAAGACCCACACAACGAAAGCGUUUGAAGCCUCCGAGCACUGAUUCCUUGGUGCACAGCUUAAUCAAGGAGGUUAAAACACCUGAAGAGGAGGACUUAGAAGGCACCAGCUCAGAUAAUUAUUACAAAUGCGAUCAAUGCGAGAAAUCCUAUAAAUACAUUGUGAGUCUCAUCAAACACAAGCACAAGGAGCAUAGUGAAUACAAAGAUUCUGAUGAUGAUGAGGACGAAGCAUCACUAUCCAAAUAUCCAACGGCAGCUGCCAAUUCAAAACCCACACGCAUCGAUCGUCGGGUGAAAGGCUUCGAUUUGCAUCGCUGUAAACCAAAUGGAAUCAAGGAGAUUCAGUGCAUGAUCUGUUUGAGAAGAUUUGGUAAACUGAGAGAGCUUCGCAAUCACCUUAGAGCACAUCCCAAUGACAUUACAUUCGAGGCUCACGGAGAGCCCAUUGAACGCAUUGCUGAGGGCUUCUAUCGCACAGCUGUGGAGUCAACUGCGGAUGGUUUGAAGACACGUAUUCUUAAUGAUCUCAAGGUUGGCAUGUACGGCCGAUACUAUUCCAUCACCAAUGAGGCGCGUUAUGAGAUGAAUCUGGACAGCUCAGACACUGACAGCGAUGGCGAAUGUGGAGUUGUUGAGCGACGUAGUUACGCCUGCGAACUGUGCGAUUCACAUGCCGCCAUUUACCCGCGCAAAUUUCAGCUACAUGAACAUCAUCGACAGCAACACACUUGGCUAGAGGCGCCAUACAUUUGUUCACGUUGUGAUUCGCGUUUCCUCAGCGCCCAAUUGCUCGAUCAUCAUACGAAUAAAUUAUGCCAGAAUACCCUCAAGCGUUUCAUGUGCGACAAGUGUCCACAACGCUUCUUCUGGCGUCGCAAUUUGCGUGCUCAUCUCGUCGAGCACAAAAACAAGCAAGAAAUUUACCCCUGUGAUCAGUGUUCACGCAGUUUUCAGGAUAAAAGCGCGGUGACAAAGCAUAAGCUGAUGCAUCACGAUGGCAGCCACGAACUGAUUCCUUGUCGUUGGUGCACUCGCACUUUUUAUCGUCCAGCUUUGCUGCAUAAACAUGUUAAACGACAUGGCUUCACCGGAGAGGAUUUGCCCUUGGCGGAGACAUUGCUGGCCUAUGCCGCAAAGUCAUCCGGACCUAAGUCGAUCAUUUGCAAACUUUGUGAUAUGCAGUUCAUUAGCAUAGCUGAUUUGCGGCGACACAUUUCCAUGCAGGGUCACAGUGAAGACCCAUCCAACUAUAUGAUUAGCACAGAGGAAGGAUUUGAGUUGCAUCUGGAUGAGACGGACGACAGCGAUGAUGAGACUACAACUACUAACGCCGCCCCUUCUGCUGGCAGAACCUACAAGUGUGAUCUUUGCGAUGCGACGUUCCAGCGGCGUCGUGACAUGAGCGAACAUCAGUAUUCCUUGCAUACCUUCGAUAAACUACCACAUUCCUGUGAACAUUGUAUUUACAAGACGGUCGACAAGUACAUGAUGCAACAUCAUUUGCGGACGCAGUGCCUCAACGAGCAGAAGAAAUUCAAAUGUUCCCGCUGUGGCUUUAAAUUCAUGUGGAAGGAAAAUCUGGAUCAGCAUAUGAACAGCCAGCAUACUCAUGUGUCAAGUCAGGCCCCAGUUCAAAACAAGCGAAGUCGCCGCUUCAGAUACCAGUGUCCGCAUUGCUGGCGAUCUUUUGUUGUACAACCGAGCCUGGAUAAACACAUACGCGACAUGCACGUAGCCAAAAAAAAUCCUGGCAAGAAGUAUCUCUGCUCAUUGUGCGGCCUGGAGGCGCUUACGCCCAACAAACUGGCAAUCCACAUGCAACGCCACAAUGGCGAAAAACCACACAAAUGCGAUCUGUGCGAGAUGUCCUUUACAGUCUUCUACGAGCUAAAAGUUCAUCGUCGAAAGCAUACGGGCGAGCGUCCCUAUCAAUGUACAUUUUGUGCCAAGGAUUUCGCACGCCCCGAUAAGCUUAGACGACAUGUUUACAUGCACAGUGUAAGGCGUUAGAUUAAGAUUUAACUUCAUUUAACAGCACUACGAAUAAAAUCAUUGUAUGUUACUUGAAUGUACG